Molecule: messenger RNA, 3275 nt
Organism: Ochotona princeps (American pika)
Lineage: Eukaryota; Metazoa; Chordata; Mammalia; Lagomorpha; Ochotonidae
Gene: GSPT1
Product: G1 to S phase transition 1
Exons: 15
Coding region: 417-2309 (630 amino acids)
Biological process (GO): translation
Cellular component (GO): translation release factor complex
Molecular function (GO): GTPase activity; GTP binding; translation release factor activity
Source: RefSeq, a predicted model, not a curated record
UCGCGCGGGGCCUGCCGGAUGUUGUAGUUCCCUUGUCGGCCGCGCUCCAUAGCCAUAAACGGAGACGGCCAGACCCGAGAACUACCUAGGCGGCGAUACGGGUGGCGGCGAAGGGUCAGUCCGCGCCGGGCGUGAGGUUGGCGAAGAGGCAGUCGGAGGUGGUUGGUGUUGGGUGGGAGGAGAUCGGCUCGCACACACGCGGAGGGUUGAGCAGCCGCCGCCGCCGCCGUCGUCGUCGUGAGUGCCGAGUCGGGACUGGAACUGCGGCCGCGGCGACGCCGGGCAUUGUGUGGUUAGCUCCUGGUCGUGGUCCCUCGCCGUCUUUCCCGGCUUCAGCGCGACCUGCUCCUCCCCGGGCAGUCGCCCCCGCCUCCAUUUCCCGCCCUCUCUCCGCCACACACACGGCCCCCCCGAUCAUGGAUCCGGGCAGCGGCGGCGGCGGUGGCGGCGGCGGCGGGAGCAGCAGCGGUAGCAGCGACUCGGCGCCCGACUGCUGGGACCAGGCGGACAUGGAAGCCCCGGGGCCCGGGCCGUGCGGCGGCGGCUCCCUGGCGGCGGCGGCGGCCGAGGCCCAGCGUGACCACCUCAGCGCGGCCUUCAGCCGGCAACUCAACGUCAACGCCAAACCCUUCGUGCCCAACGUCCACGCCGCCGAGUUCGUCCCGUCCUUCCUGCGGGGCCCGGCGCAGCCGCCGCCAGCCCCGGCCAACAACCCCGGAGCCGGGGGCGUCGCGGGAGGCCCUUCGGCACCUGUGGAAUCCCCUCAAGAGGAACAGUCAUUGUGUGAAGGCUCAAAUUCAGCUAUUAGCAUGGAACUUUCAGAACCUGUUGUAGAAAAUGGAGAGACGGAGAUGUCCCCAGAAGAAUCAUGGGAACACAAAGAAGAGAUAAGUGAGACCGAGCCAGGGGGUGGCUCCCUGGGGGAUGGAAGGCCACCUGAGGACAGUGCCCAGGAAAUGAUGGAGGAGGAAGAGGAGCUCCCGAAGCCCAAAUCUGUGCUGGCACCUCCGGGUGCUCCUAAAAAGGAGCAUGUGAAUGUGGUGUUCAUUGGGCAUGUGGAUGCUGGGAAGUCAACCAUUGGAGGACAAAUAAUGUAUUUGACUGGAAUGGUUGAUAAAAGGACGCUCGAGAAAUAUGAAAGAGAAGCUAAAGAAAAAAACAGAGAAACUUGGUACUUGUCUUGGGCCCUAGAUACAAAUCAGGAAGAACGAGACAAAGGUAAAACAGUAGAAGUGGGUCGUGCCUACUUUGAAACGGAAAAGAAGCAUUUCACGAUUCUAGAUGCGCCUGGCCACAAGAGUUUUGUCCCUAAUAUGAUCGGUGGUGCCUCUCAAGCUGAUUUGGCUGUGCUGGUCAUCUCUGCCAGGAAAGGAGAGUUUGAAACUGGAUUUGAAAAAGGAGGACAGACAAGAGAACAUGCAAUGUUGGCCAAGACAGCAGGCGUAAAACACUUAAUUGUGCUUAUUAAUAAGAUGGAUGACCCCACAGUAAAUUGGAGCAACGAGAGAUACGAAGAAUGUAAAGAAAAACUAGUGCCAUUUUUGAAAAAAGUUGGCUUCAAUCCCAAGAAGGACAUUCACUUCAUGCCCUGUUCGGGGCUGACUGGAGCAAAUCUCAAAGAGCAGUCAGAUUUCUGUCCUUGGUACAUUGGAUUACCAUUUAUUCCAUAUCUGGAUAACUUGCCAAACUUCAAUAGAUCAGUUGAUGGACCAAUCAGACUGCCGAUUGUGGAUAAGUACAAGGAUAUGGGCACUGUGGUCCUGGGAAAGCUGGAAUCGGGAUCCAUUUGUAAAGGCCAGCAACUUGUGAUGAUGCCUAACAAGCACAAUGUGGAAGUUCUUGGAAUACUUUCUGAUGAUGUAGAAACUGAUUCUGUAGCCCCAGGAGAAAACCUCAAAAUCAGACUGAAAGGAAUUGAAGAGGAAGAGAUUCUUCCAGGUUUCAUCCUUUGUGAUGCUAAUAACCUUUGUCAUUCUGGACGAACAUUUGAUGCCCAGAUAGUGAUUAUAGAGCACAAAUCCAUCAUCUGCCCAGGUUAUAAUGCGGUGUUGCAUAUUCAUACCUGUAUUGAGGAAGUCGAGAUAACGGCCUUAAUCUGCUUGGUAGACAAAAAGUCAGGAGAAAAAAGUAAGACUCGACCGCGUUUUGUGAAACAAGAUCAAGUGUGCAUCGCUCGUUUACGGACAGCGGGAACCAUCUGCCUUGAGACCUUUAAGGACUUCCCUCAGAUGGGUCGUUUCACCUUAAGAGAUGAGGGUAAGACCAUUGCAAUUGGAAAAGUGCUGAAACUGGUUCCAGAAAAAGACUAAGCGUUUUUCGAUGACCCUGCACAAUACUGUGAGAAAAAUUGACUGCAAAAGCCUACUUCACACCGCCUUCUCUUGUUUUCUGCCCAUUGAUAAACCUCUCCCCAUAUUUUGCAGAGAGAAAAUUCACAGCAAAAGUCCACAUUAUGUCAGCUUUCUCAUAUUGAGAGCUCUGCUAUGCCACUGUUGAAUUUCCCCCCAAGGUCCCUCUACCCCCUAACUUAGCUUCCUUGGACAGAUUUGGCGAUAGCUUUGUAAGUGAUGUGGACAUAAUUGCCUAUAAUAAUGAAAACCAACAGGAAUUUUUUUAUUUCUCAUUUCCCCAUAGGUUUAUUCAGUCCUUUUUCCCAGGCAGAUCAUUCUGAGUGUGCGUGUGUGUGUGCACAUGUUACAAAAACAAGUACCAUGUUAAUAAAAUCUUCAAUUUGAAAACCCUUUUCGGUAUUGAAUUGCUUUCAAAUAAUGUUUUCUUAUCUGUAUGUAACAUUGUUGCAUUAGCUUUUUAACUUUCCCAAGUAACCGAAUACAUUUUAUUACUUGGACUUUUCCAAAUUCUCCCUACCCACUUUAAAUUAGGCAUUUACAAAAACAAUGUUCAAGUUUGUAUUAAAGCAAAGAAUUAGUUGGACCACAUCUUUUGCUAUCUAGUGCAUGUAUACAAUUAAAUAUCUUUAUGUGGCUAUAACACUGGUUUACUGGAUUUAUCAGUUAUUUCUUGCCAAUUCAUGUUUUAACAUGACUUCUUAAACAUAGUAAGUUGUUUAAAGAGAACAACAUACUGUACCUUUUAUAAGUAAAGUUUAAUAAAUUGUGCCCCUAUAGGAAAUUCCACUAACUCAUUAAAUUAGUGGAAUUUACAAUAAUACAAGCAUGUUGAGAACUGAUAGAAAUGCCUCGCUCAGUGUUUAUAAGAGCGGCAUGCAAGUGUUACGAAGCUGUAUCCUUGACAAGUGCCACGUCUAUAAGAUA